This is a messenger RNA of Pyricularia grisea, 258 nucleotides long. RefSeq lists its product as uncharacterized. The coding region runs from base 1 to 258 and encodes 85 amino acids. The record is from RefSeq and is a predicted model, not a curated record. The transcript has a single exon. Lineage: Eukaryota; Fungi; Ascomycota; Sordariomycetes; Magnaporthales; Pyriculariaceae.
AUGUGCUUCGGAAGCAGAAGACGUACCGGCGGCGGCGGCUACGGCGCGCGCCCCGUUGUUGUCCAAGAGACCCGGCAUCACCACCACGGCGGCGGCGGUAUGAUGGGCGGGGGUGGCAUGAUGGGUGGACGUCACGGAGGCGGCAUGCACGGCGGAGGUAUGCACGGCGGAGGCAUGCACGGUGGAGGCAUGGGCGGCCGACGCUCAGGUGGUGGCAUGCUGGGCGGGAUGAUGGGCGGCGGCAGGAGGAGGUGUUAG